Messenger RNA from Oncorhynchus keta (chum salmon), 2739 nucleotides. RefSeq names its product ADP-ribosylation factor-like 13A (gene arl13a). The record is from RefSeq and is a predicted model, not a curated record. The transcript is spliced from 10 exons. Gene Ontology annotation, cellular component: ciliary membrane; non-motile cilium. The coding region runs from base 761 to 1987 and encodes 408 amino acids. Gene Ontology annotation, molecular function: GTP binding; GTPase activity. Gene Ontology annotation, biological process: non-motile cilium assembly; receptor localization to non-motile cilium. NCBI's taxonomy places the organism in Eukaryota, Metazoa, Chordata, Actinopteri, Salmoniformes, Salmonidae.
CCCUCAACACUGGGGCCCCAAAAGGGUGCGUGCUUAGCCCCCUCCUGUACUCCCUGUUCACCCACAACUGUGUGGCAAUGCAUGCCUCCAACUCAAUCAUCAAGUUUGCAGACGGCACAACAGUAGUGGCCUUGAUUACCAACAACGACGAGACAGCCUACAGGGAGGUGGUGAGGGCACUCGGAGUCAGGAAAACAACCUCUCACUCAACGUCAACAAAACAAAGGAGAUGAUUGUGGACUUCAGGAAACAACAGAGGGAGCAGCCCCCUAUCCACAUCGAAGGGACAGCAGUGGAGAAGGUGGAAAGUUAAGUUCCUCAUCGUACACAUCACAGACAAACUAAAAUGGUCCACCCACACAGACAGUGUGGUGAAGAAGGCACAACAGCGCCUCUUCAACCUCAGGAGGCUGAAGAAAUUUGGCUUGUCACUCAAAACCCUGACAAACUUUUACAGAUGCACAAUCGAGAGAAUCCUGUAGGGCUGUAUCACAGCUUGGUACAGCAACUGCACUUCCCUCAACCGCAAGGCUCUCCAGAGGGUGGUGCGGUCUGCACAACGCAUCACCAGGGGUAAACUACCUGCUCUUCAUGACACCUACAGCACCCGAUGUCACAGGAAGGCCAAAAAGAUCAUCAAGGACAAUAACCACCCGAGCCACUGCCUGUUCACACCGCUAUCAUCCUGAAGGCGAGGUGGGGACUGAGAAGAAGAUGGUUGCCGCUGUGCUCACCUUGUUCUGUUUCACCACAACUGAACAUGUUCAACCUGAUAACCAACUGCUGCAGCUGGGUCUCCAAGUUCCAGCAACCCAUCAGGAAAGUCAAUGUACUCGUGGUCGGUCUUGAUAAAGCAGGAAAAACAUCCACUGUCAGGGGGAUGUUAAGAGUGCCCCCGGUGGACGUGGGUCCAACACAUGGGUGUGUCCGCACGGAGCUGAGAGUGGAGAACUUCCUGGUCACCCUGCUGGACAUCAGUGGGGCCCCGGAGUUGCGGGGGUCCUGGAGGGAUCUCUAUGGGGAGGUCCAUGGGUUCAUCUUUGUGGUGGACUCCAGUGACCGGCAGAGGAUUAAAGAGGUCAAGGAACUUCUGACGGACCUGCUGAAGCAACCUAGAGUGGCGGGAAAACCACUACUGGUGCUGGCCAACAAGCAAGACAAGAUGAAUGCCCUGCUGGGAAGUGAGAUAAUUGAGCUCCUGUCUCUGGAGAGACUGGUGAACCAGAGCCGUUCUCUGUGCCACAUUGAGCCUUGCUCAGCCUUAAUAGACCUGCGGAGGUGGACAGACAGGAAGACGCUGCGGGGUCUUCGCUGGCUUCUGCGUGCUGUCAAUCUGGAUUACCCAGAACUCUGUUCUCGCAUAAUCAGGGACAUCAGGGACAGGAGACCUCUAGCACCAGACGAGAGGGACAGGCGUGGGAAGAUCGAGAGGAGCCGCAAGCCCAAAGAGGAAAGAAUCCGUGCCAGCAAAAAUGACCUUCGUAAAGUACAAAGCCCUCAUGAAAGGGACCUAAGACCCAAGACCCCCUCGCUACAACCCAUUCGAAACAUCUUGAAAAAGGAGAGCAAAAAGAGGCUUAAUAAAAAGAAGAAACAACAGGUGAAGAUUAAGGACACAGAAGAGAAAAGCGAAGGAGAGAAUGCGGAGGAGGAGGAAGGUAGCACAGAGGCAGACCCAGAACACAGUGUGCAGAAAGAGAAGGCCAACAGUCCCCUAAUACCUCCGAAACGAAGGAAGCUGAAACGUAAAGCCAAAGUGAAGGAAGAGACCCAAGAGCUCCCAGAAUCAGUUGACAACGAAGACAAAGACAACUCGAAUAAAGGGGACAAGAAGAAGAAGAAAAAAGUGGUGAAAGUGAAAAAGAACAGGAUAAACUCUGAGAAGAUGCCAGGAGCAUACUCCCAGCCAGUUGACCUCUCCGUGACCUUUGAUCUUUACCGAAAAGCCAUUUUGGCUCUGAAAGAGCGACAGAAUCAGGGCCAGUGAGAGGAGAGGGCUGAGAGAGAGUCCUAGGUCCAGUGUGUGACGACGCAGUCUGCUAUCCUGGCAAGGGCAGCACUCCAGUGAUUUAUAAACAUGCUGAGACACCUUAGUGACUCAUCCCCAGCCUCUUCCCUGCAAACCACCCAGACAGCGACCUGACUGACUGAUUGACAGAGGGAGACAUGCCCUGCCUGCAAAUCCUCCACAACCUCCUUUUCCAUUCAAUUACCUCACAUUUCUAACUUAUGGAUUACAACUGGAGUAUUCAACGGCUUUUGAAGGACAAUUUCAAAAUACUUGAUGGAUGUUUUUCUUCGCUGCUACUGUGCAGAAACUGCAAAUCCACAAUGCACCCCCUGAGAAAUGUGUGUUUAUUUUAUCUUACCAAAAUAUGUUAUAUGAAAUAUUUAUUUAUUAGUGGUUACUUAAUUAUCUGCAGUAUAAGUAAACAGUUGUUUACAAACAUGAUGAAUGUACUGGCCAAAAUAUUUUAAUCCCUCCUCAUAAAUAUGAAUCGAGUUUAUCUGUGUAUAUUGUACAUUUGAUGGAAAAAGUGACAUGCUUUUGUCAUGUUCGUUUUCUUUUUAUAUGACUGUUUGACAAAUGUCUCACAGACCCUGUUUUUCAACAACACAAAAUGGUCAGUGAAAGGAAAAUAGAAUUUGAAGAGAACACCACCAGGUCAAUUUUGAAGAAAGAACAAAUACACAACUGAAAUGUACAAUAAACAAUCACGUGCUUCCUUUUACAAUGUA